UUGACAUUUUGAUCGAUACACAAAUUUGUGAAGAGAGAGAGGGAAUAAAUAAUAAUGCCACUGCACAUGGUGUUGCAUGCCAUUUCCUUCUCCUUCUUCUCUCCAUUUUGCUUCAUUAGCAACUCAUCACUACGACUCUUUAUCUUUUCUUUUUGCUUUCUUUACAAUGAUCUGUGAUAUUGGGAUUCGUCUUUAUUCACUUCUUUACAAAUCCAUUUUGUUUCUCUCAGAACUUGAAUUCAUCUGCUGAGCCUUUUCACCAAUCCCAUUUCGAUUGUUUUUGGAGUUUCCCUAUCUGUUGAUGCGAUUUUGUGAUGGGUUUCUUUGAUUCAGCAUUUUAGUUCACUUUUUUCAUCUGGGUAUUUGAUUACUGUAAUAAAGAACAAGGACUUGAUGAAUUUUGGGAGUGGGAUUUAGCAAAUGAGUUGAUAAUUUGUUCCUAAGCUGUAGGUUUUUGGAAUAGCUAGGCAUUUUUUUAGUUCUUUUUUGGUCGAUGGUGGAGCUUCAAGCUUGUGCUGCUGGUUUGGUUAAUAAUCCAUGUGGAUUAUGUUCUACAAUCGACCAUGAAUCCAGAGGGGAGAAUGUGAAUGUUAUUGCACAAAUGGCUGAUGAGUUACAAAGAGAGAGGCAGAGAAAUGCGGAGCUCGUGGAGAGAAUAUCAUUUCUGGAAGCUAAAUUGUUAGAGGAAAAAGUGAAGGAUGCCCAACUUGCUGAUGAACUGGGAAGUUGUUCAAAGCCAGUGGGAAGAAGCUUCAAGAGGCUUAAAAGAAACAAAGAGGAAACAGGUAGCAAUCAACAAAAUGUUAAGAAAAAUGAAACAAUAAUGAAGGAUGGAACUCAGUUUUUGUCCCAAACAGAUGCAAAUCUAGAGGAUCAAUUGGUUAGUUGGAUGAGUAUGGAUGAGACACAGUUUGUGCAUUGUGAAAAGUUCAAGGAAUGUGAUAUUACUGUAGAUUGUGCAGAUACAGAUGAAACUGAUGAUGAAGAAGAUUAUAAUCACGAGGGGAGGGAAAUUCCUUUUGAUCUCAAGGAUUGGGAAAUUAAUGGAAAUUCCAAAAGUUUCAAUGAUGCUAAACAAGAUAUAUACCUUGAUUCAAAUACGGGAUAUUUGGAGAAUCAGUUUGGUGCUGAAAACAAGCAAACAAAAGCUAAAGAAUAUGGAAAAAGACCGGAGCCUAAAAGUGAGGUAGAAGAGAGAAGUGAAAAGAACGAAACCAAAAACAUUAAACUGUAUGAUGGAACAUCAAACAUCAUUGCAUCUGGGAAUGAAGUUUAUAAAGUAGGAUUUCGAAACGUAUCGCUUCAAAAAAAGCCUCCAAAGUUAGCCUUCUGUCCUAAAGAAGUAAAGGGAAUUAUUGAAUCAGAAGUCUUGCCGCAGAAAAAUGCUCAAUCUCAUACCAUGAGGAAAAUAAUAGUGUUUUCAUGUCUUGGUAUAAGGCAUGGUUGUGAAGAGAUAUACGAGUUAGACUUCAAUCAUUUCAGUAUUCUAAGGAAAGGAGAGCCGUUCAUUUCUCCUCAAAAUCCUGGGGAGCAUGUCUUGUAUGAGAAUCCUGGUGUAAGGAGGAGAAUUUUCUACCCCAAUAGGCAUAAUCCAACAUUAUGUCCAGUUCAAAUACUAGAGGAAGAGAAAGCUAUGCGACCAUUAGAUGUUAACUGUCCUUCUUGCUUCUUUCUCUGUAUCAAAUAUGGUGGCAGGACAAGGAAUCUUCCACAGAACGAGUAUGUGAGGCAGCGAAUGGGAAGAAACAAGCUGAAGUCAUUUGGGCCACUCAUGUGCAGGAUGGCUAUGUUAGCUAAUAUCCGCAGUGGGAGUUUUUUCUUCAAAGCCUUGGGAAUUACACUUCUCUUCAUGGCUGGUUUUCCAGAUGACAUUGUCCGCAAAGAAACCAAAUACCGUAACUUGGACUUGCUUCAGAAAUACUACAGGACAGACAAAGAUGCCGAAGGCGAGGAGUUAUUUCUUACACACUUGACGACCGAUAACAUCGAUGACAAAUUUGUUCAGGAGCAGCAAGUUGGAAGAACUGUUUCAAAAAAAUCAAGGGGGAAAAGGCCAAGUAGUACUAACCAACAGCCUGACUCUUCAGACACUUCAACGAAAUUUGGAUUGGUAGGGUACACUUCAAUCCAAACUCGUGCUGUGGCAGCAUUUCAGUCACUGCCAUCUCCAUCUCAGGCACCAGUAGACAGUAACCAUCCAAUUCCAAAUCCAAUGGUUGCUAGUUCCUGCACUGCUAUGGCCUCCUACCAAACUCAGAACCCAUUUAAUUAUUUCCCACCAAACUCAUUUGUUCCUCUUAUGUAUUGGCCGCCUCCAAAUUCAUUCAAUCCAGGGCUUUACCCUUCACCUUAUGCUUAUCAUUCUUUUCCAUCAAGUGGAAAUUAUAUCUCCUUCCAAUCACAGCCUUAUUGCAGCUUUCCCUGUAGCCCCUUCAUGCCAAAAGCUAUGGAAGAAAAUGCAAAGAAUGAGGACAUCUCAGAAGAAACAGAUAGUAAUUCUGACAGUACUUCAAGCAGUAAAGAUUAAAACAUAUACACAAGCAGCAAACGCUUCUUCACUCAUCUUGACAAGGAUAAGUUCUUGCUUAAAACCAAGAUGAAAAUUUAUCAAUUUAAGGUGAUUUUACCAUAUCUUGAUUUUCAAUAGUAUUAUUACCGCCUAAAAGUUGUGAAAAUCAUGAUUUUGUUAUUUUCUUUUCUCUCUUUCUCUCUCUCUCUCUUUCUAGUACUAAUUUUCUUCGUUUGGCUAGCUAAUCAGACGUCCCUCCAAUGAGGGUCCCAAAAAUUCAAUUAUUAUGUAGCAAAAUACUGUGACAAGUGCAUUUGCUUUUCUCAUCUGUUUGUUUAUCUUCUUUUUACAUGAACAAAUAUUUCUUCUGAUUCUCCUUCCAACCUUUCAUUGCUUUUAAACAUAUAAUUGCAUCUCCUUCAAUAUAAGUAUAUAUGUGCAGAGCCUGAAUCUCUUGCCAUUGUGCAGCUUUUAUUACUACAAGAAGAUAACUCAAGUACAACAUUCCCAUGGAUCCUGAAUAACCAGGCAUCAAUAUGGUCAAUGCAUCAUCAUACACCAUCUCUCCACCAUUCAUCCACACAUACAUAUAUACAUACAACAUCCAUCCCUACAUUCCCCUUUACCAACACAAAGCUCACAACAAGCACAACUUAGCAUAAUCCUAAAGAGCAAACAGAAGCAGCAGUGACCAGUACAGCCUGCA
Benincasa hispida (wax gourd) is the source of this 3215-nucleotide messenger RNA. RefSeq lists its product as uncharacterized. NCBI's taxonomy places the organism in Eukaryota, Viridiplantae, Streptophyta, Magnoliopsida, Cucurbitales, Cucurbitaceae. The record is from RefSeq and is a predicted model, not a curated record.